This is a messenger RNA of Gadus chalcogrammus (walleye pollock), 1949 nucleotides long. It is a transcript of the gene igsf11, whose product is annotated as immunoglobulin superfamily member 11. Lineage: Eukaryota; Metazoa; Chordata; Actinopteri; Gadiformes; Gadidae. Gene Ontology annotation, molecular function: ionotropic glutamate receptor binding. Gene Ontology annotation, biological process: homophilic cell-cell adhesion. The record is from RefSeq and is a predicted model, not a curated record. Gene Ontology annotation, cellular component: cell-cell junction. The transcript is spliced from 9 exons. Bases 474 to 1949 code for a protein of 491 amino acids.
GCGAGCCAGCGACGGCAGACCAUGGCGCACAGGGCGCGUAUGAGAGUGAGCAACCCGAAGAGAAAAGACACUUUCCAAUGUUGUGUCAGUUAAUGUAAUGAUAACUACAACCAGUCAGCCACGGAUGAUUUUGUGAUUGAGUUGAGUGGUGACCGGGGAAAUGCCGAACGGUGUUAGGAAGCGUGUGUGGAUGGAGCAGCAGCAGCGGUGGAGGAACUAACGGAGAACUAUAAGAGAGGAGCACAACACGAGCGCAGAACAAGUGAACCGCUCUCAUCGCGGAAGGACGGAGAACUUUUGAAACAUUUUACGCGCUUUCUUCUCGCGCAUGCUUGGCGGUUGAUAUCUGCUUUCACGUAUGCCGAGGCGCGGGGAAGCUUCUUUCAAUCCGACGACACACUGUGAGAGAAUACAUUUGAACUCAGCGAGGAGGUGAUACUGAGUCCCAGAGACUCACUGAGCCACUAGGAACCAUGUUGAAGUUUCAUAACUCGGACCUUUGGAUAGCCUGGAUUGUCAUUUUUUGCAUGGAGGGUUCCAGAUUUGAUCUGAAUACAGCAAAAGUGUGCGUGCGGGCGCUGGACGUCACCGUGUCCCAGAGCAGCAUCCAGGUGGCGCGGGGCCAGGCGGCCGUGCUGCCCUGCUCCUUCACCACCAGCGCCGCCCUCAACAACCUCAACAUCAUCUGGAUGGUCAUCCCGCUGUCCAACGCCAACCAACCUGAGCAGGUGAUCAUCUACCAGGGAGGGCAGGUCUUCAGCCUGGCCAACCAUCUGAACGGACGUGUGGGCUUCGUGGCCACCAUGCCCAGCACAAGUGCCUCCAUCUUCAUCAACAACACCCAGCUGACGGACACGGGCACCUACCAGUGUCUGGUCAACAACCUCCCGGACAGAGGAGGGCGCAACAUCGGCGUCAUCGGCCUCACUGUGCUGGUGCCCCCCUCUGUGCCUACGUGCCGGGUGCAGGGCUCCCUGGACGUGGGCAGCGACGUGCUGCUGCUGUGCAGCUCGGAGGAGGGCACGCCCACGCCCUCGUACUCCUGGGAGAAGCUGGACGCGCUGCCCCGGCUGCCCCACACCGCCAUGCAAGACCAGAUGCAGGGCACCGUGACCCUGAGGAACAUCAGCAGCAGCACCUCUGGUCUCUACCAGUGCUCCUCCAGCAACGCUGUAGGCAAGAGCACCUGUCUGCUCAACCUGCAGGUGGUCUCCCCCCAGCCCCAGAGCGUGGGUCUGAUAGCGGGGACCAUCGCCACGGGGGUGCUGGCACUCAUCAUUUGCUCCCUGCUGGUGGUGGUUUCACUCUUCUACUGGAAGAACAAGAACAAGUACGACGAGGAGGAGAUCCCCAACGAGAUCAGGGAGGACGACCUUCCGCCCAAGCGCUCGUCGUCGGGGAAGGCGUUCCACGCCGACGCGUCCUCCUCGGAGAACGACACGCUGACCUCCACCAACACCUACAACAGCCGCUACUGGCACAACCCCAAGCCCAACUACGACACCAACUCCUACACGCGCUACAACGGUGACACGCGCCACACCUUCUCCACCGCCGCCACGCACGGCACACACCCGCAGCACGUGCACGGUCAACACCCAGGCCCGGCGUCGUUGGCGGCCGGGGCGGUCUCGGCGCCGGGCUCGGCCCCGCUGCCCCGCCACGCCCCGCCCCAGCUCCAGGGCACCACGGCGACGCUGACUUCCUCCUUGGCCAACGGCGGAAGCCACACGCUGCCGCCGCCCAAGACCCUGGUGGUCACCACGAACUCGGCCCCCUCCCCGGCCGUGAAGACGCGGAGCAACGGGGCGGCGGGCCACAAGGGGGCGCCGGCGUCGGCGCGCGGCCAGCACACACACUCGUACGCGGUGAGCCAGGCCACGCUGGAGCGCAUGGGGGCGGUGCCCGUCAUGGUGCCCGCCCAGAGUAGAGCCGGAUCGCUGGUAUGA